Ricinus communis (castor bean) is the source of this 2307-nucleotide messenger RNA. Its product is annotated as probable serine/threonine-protein kinase PBL26. The coding region runs from base 284 to 1912 and encodes 542 amino acids. Gene Ontology annotation, biological process: protein phosphorylation. The transcript has 5 exons. NCBI's taxonomy places the organism in Eukaryota, Viridiplantae, Streptophyta, Magnoliopsida, Malpighiales, Euphorbiaceae. Gene Ontology annotation, molecular function: ATP binding; protein kinase activity. The record is from RefSeq and is a predicted model, not a curated record.
UUUUUUGCCUGUAUUGCUUCUCCAUUAGGGUCCUUCAAUUGCAUUGAAGGACCCUUUUCUCUAACCAUCUCUCACCUUCCUUCUCAAGAGAGAAUUUAGAAAAAAAAAAUUAAGAAAACAAUAGUUUUUGUCUAAAGUUUUGUUUCUUUUAUAUGUUCAUUAGGCAGAAGUGAUUGCAAUUUGUUAACCUCUUUUAAGGGCUAGUUGGUGCAUAUGAAUGUACAUUGUUUUCUUGAUUAAUUAGUGGGGUGGUUUUCUUUUUUAAUCAAGACUCAAGAAUACGAUGAAUUGCUUUUCGUGCUUCCAAUCACAGAAAAGCAAGAAAUCAUUUACCAAGAGAGAACAUGGAUUUCCUUCUAGUCCUAGAGAAGUAAUUGAUUCAAAGUCUCCUGAGAAUAAGAAGCAAAAACCCGGAGAUGAAGACAAUGACAAUAAAAGUUAUCAGAUUGCAGCACAGACAUUCACCUUUCGUGAAAUAGCUACAGCGACAAAGAACUUCCGUCAGGAAUAUCUGUUAGGUGAAGGUGGAUUUGGAAGAGUUUUCAAAGGGAUACUAGCCGCAACCGGGCAGGUUGUAGCCGUAAAACAACUUGACAGGAGCGGAUUGCAAGAGAACAAGGAAUUUCUUGCUGAGGUUAUGAUGCUAAGUCUUCUACACCAUCCAAACCUUGUCAACCUCGUCGGAUACUGUGCUGAUGGCGACCAGAGGCUUUUAGUGUAUGACUUUGUUAAAGGAGGUUCAUUACACGAUCAUCUUCUUGAAUUGACACCAGAGAGGAAACCAUUAGAUUGGUUUACACGAAUGAGAAUAGCAUUUGGUGCUGCUAAAGGUCUGGAGUACUUGCAUGAUGAGGCCAAUCCUCCUGUUGUAGAUGGCAACAUGAAGCCGUCAAACAUAUUAUUGGAUGAAGAUUUUAAUCCCAUGUUAUCGGAUUUUGGACUUGUCAAGCUUGGUCCUACGGGUGACAAGAUGCACGUGCAUUCAAGAUUGAUGGGUACUUAUGGUUAUAGUGCUCCAGAAUAUGUCAGAGGGGGUGAACUCACAGUGAAAUCAGACGUAUACAGCUUUGGAGUUAUUUUACUUGAGCUCAUCACGGGAAGAAGGGCCAUAGACACAACAAAACCAGUCAACGAGCAAAAUCUAGUUGCUUGGGCACAGCCCAUAUUUCGAGAUCCGAAAAGGUUUCCUGAUAUGGCCGAUCCAGUUCUCAAUAAGAGAUUCCCAGAAAAAGAUUUGAAUCAGGCAGUUGCAAUAGCAGCAAUGUGUCUGCAAGAGGAAGCACCAGCUCGUCCAUUAAUGAGUGAUGUUGUCACAGCUUUAAGUUUCCUUUCCAUGGCUACAGAUGAAAGCAUCCCUUCUCCUCCACCCCCUUCAACUCCACCUUCAGAGGAAGUACCUAAUCAUGACCAACAUAAACAUGAAGCUGGUAGAGAUAGUUCAGACAGUGAUCCCAAGGACAAUAAGGAGAAUCACAAGGAUAGCGACAGCGACCAUAAAGAUAGUGAAAGUGAACAAGAAGAUGACACAUCAGAUGAUGAAGAUGGAGACAGUGAUGAUUAUAAAGAUAGCAGAAAAUGGAGCAAGAACAGCAUGAGAUCAAUGGAUGAGAGUGUUUCUUCAAGCCAUAAAGGAAGCAAAAGAAUACAAAGCAGAAAUGCUUCUCGAAGCGUAAAGAACAGCUGCGAAUCGCAGUAUGAAAGUGUUUAUUCAGGCCAUUAUAGCAGCAGGGAAUCACGGUAUCACAAUGCUAGAUUAAGUCACAAGAGCAGCAUUGGAUCUAAGGACGGAAGUGUUUCUGGCGGGGAAAGAAGCAGCAGCAACAUUGACUGCCGUGAUAGAACUGGAUCAUUAAGUUACAGAAGCGUCGAAAGAUCAUUGAACGGAAGUAAUACUUCUCGUGACGAUUGCUAGCAUUUCAUCUUUCUACAACACACAGAAUCAAGACUUUAUUACAAGAGCAAUGCAAGUGAUUCUUUACACACACGCCAAAAGCAGCAGAUCAGAUUAGAACGAGGUUUUAUUCAUCAAGAAGAUCUCAGUAUUAUCAGAUAACUAGCAUCACUAACAUAAACAUAUAAUUCAAUUGGAUUAUAGCCCUUCAUCCCUAGCAUAAUUUUUAGGUGGGCACUUGAAAGAAAAUACUCUCUUUUUUUCUUUUUCUGGUUUUGUGAGAAAGGAUACAGGCAUGCAGAAGGUGGAUUAUUUUUUUUUUUUUGUUGGCGCAUGUUCAAUUCCAAAGUCUUUUUGUGUCAUUAGUUUUGUUCAUUAUGCAUUAAACAUUUUUAAGAAAACACUGUUCACAUUUA